UUUUAAAAAAAGCACUUUGAACCGUCUGUUGACGUUUGGGCGCCAGGAAGGCUGAAUUUGGAAAGUGCGGCGAGCAGAAAGCCGACUCCAAAAACAACCAAAAACUUCCCCGCAGAAGCGGACACCGAAUAAACAAGCGAAACACAUUCAGAGCAGAAGCGAAUAACUCGUAAAGGCCCUCGUCAUGGCUUCACACAACCUGAGUGGAGUCAAGCGAGAAGAAAAGGGGAGAAACAUUCAAGUGGUCGUCAGAUGCAGACCGUUCAACACGAUGGAGCGCAAGUCCCACAGCGUUGUUGACUGCGACCCAAACAGGAAGGAAGUCACCAUGAAGACGGGGGCGGCUGCGGACAAGGCGUCCCGGAAGACGUACACCUUUGAUAUGGUGUUCGGACCCGCCGCCAAGCAGAUCGACGUGUACCGCAGCGUGGUGUGCCCCAUCCUGGACGAGGUCAUCAUGGGCUACAACUGCACCGUGUUUGCCUACGGUCAGACGGGAACGGGAAAGACCUUCACGAUGGAGGGAGAGAGGAGUCCGGACGAGGAGUUCACGUGGGAGGAGGACCCUCUCGCCGGGAUCAUCCCCAGAACUCUCCACCAGAUCUUUGAGAAGCUGUCCGAGAACGGCACGGAGUUCUCCGUCAAAGUGUCUCUGCUGGAGAUCUACAACGAGGAGCUCUUUGACCUCCUCAGUCCCACCGAGGACGUCAACGAGAGACUGCAGCUCUUUGACGACCCGCGAAACAAGCGCGGCGUGGUGGUCAAAGGUCUGGAGGAGGUGACGGUUCACAACAAAGAUGAAGUGUAUCUGAUCCUGGAGAGAGGAGCCGCUAAGAGGAGGACAGCCUCCACUCUCAUGAACGCAUACUCCAGUCGCUCCCACUCGGUGUUCUCCGUCACCAUCCACAUGAAGGAGAUGACGCUGGACGGCGAGGAGCUGGUGAAGAUUGGAAAGCUCAACCUGGUGGACCUGGCUGGCAGCGAGAACAUCGGACGCUCCGGUGCGGUGGACAAACGGGCGAGAGAGGCGGGAAACAUCAACCAGUCUCUUCUGACGCUGGGUCGCGUCAUCACCGCCCUGGUGGAGAAACGCCCGCACGUCCCGUACAGAGAGUCCAAGCUGACCAGAAUCCUGCAGGACUCCCUGGGUGGACGCACAAAGACCUCCAUCAUUGCCACCGUGUCCCCCUCCUCCAGCAACCUUGAGGAGACUCUGAGCACGUUGGAGUACGCCAGCAGAGCGAAGAACAUCAUGAACAAGCCCGAAGUCAACCAGAAGCUCACCAAGAGGACGCUCAUCAAGGAAUACACGGAGGAGAUCGAGCGCCUCAAGCGUGACCUGGCCGCCACUCGGGAAAAAAAUGGCGUCUACCUGUCAACUGAGAAUUACACGAGCAUGAUGGGACAGAUCAACACCCAGGAGGAACAAGCGCUGGAGUGCACCGAGCGCAUCGCUGCCAUGGAGGUGGAGCUGAAGAAGGUGACCGACUUGUUCAUGGAAGGCAAAAGCCAACUGGAGCACUGCGCCGCCGAACUGAACGACAAGCAGCAGAGGCUGGACCACACCAGCAGAGACCUGCAGCAGACCAAAGACCAGCUGGCUCAGGAGGAGUUCAUCAGCACGGAGCUGCACUCUGCCCAGGAGAACCUCUACAACACCGCCACGCAGCUGCUGAGCACAGUGGACAUCAGCACCGGCGACGUCUCAGGUCUGCACGCCAAGCUGGACAGGAAGAAAGCGGUGGAGCAGCACAACCAGCUGGUGCAGCAGAGCUUAGCCGAGCGCAUGGCGGCGGCCUUCAGCGGCGUGCAGCACAGCAUCAAGCAGCACGGCGCCGAACACGUUCGCAUGUUGAGCGGCUACUCGCACGACAUCGACGGUCUGCUGGUGGUCAACACGGCGGCGCUGACCUCCGCUCUGGGCGGCGUGAAGGACCUGGUGGGCGGAGUUGGCCAGCUGUUGGGCGAGGGCGUGGCCCGCAGUCAGGAGCGAGCCCGGCGGCUCCCGGCGCUCUCCGAGCGCAGCAAGCAGAUUGUGGAGGAGCUCCUGGAGGAGCACCGGCAGGACAUGGAGGAGGUUCUGCAGCAUCAGACUCUGAUGGGUUUUUCCGUUCUCAAAGAGCUGAGCGCCACCCUCAGGAGCAGCGUGGAAGCGCAGCGAGCUGUGGCUGACAAGGUGGAGGCAAUGCAGGACAUAGGCCAGUUCUUCAGAGGUCUGGUUCAGGAGCUGGGGGGUCUGCGCGAGGCCACGGUGCAGAGUCUGACGUCCCUUCAGGCCAAGCAGAAGCAGUUGGAGGAGGACAUCCGACAAACUAAGGAUCGCUACCAGAAGAGCGCCGAGGAGACCAUCCGGUGCCUGCAGGACCUGCACUCGUCCUCCAGAACCCUGGAGACUCCUCUUCAGGAACUUCAGGAGAACCUCAGCAGCGGCUGCAGCGUGGUGGAGCGCCAGGCCUCCACUCAGGCGGACCUCCUCGCCUCCACCUCCGGCUCUCUGGCCUCCUCGCUGCGGCUCCACCUGGACCAGAGUCAAGGAGCGCCGGAGGAGCUGAGCGCCUGCUGCUCUCGCCUCCAUGAUUCCAUGUCCGCGCUGCUCCAACGGAACCAGGACUGGAGCUCCAGACUCAGGGAGCACACUGAGACCCAAGCCCGGGAGCAGCUGUCCUUGGUUGAGAAGAUGUGCGCUGAUGCAGAGGACCUCAGUCAGAGUGUGAAGACACACGGCGUGGAGAAGGUCCACGCCAUAGAGGUGCAGCUGUCUGGCCAGCACCAGGAGUUGAAGGAAGCCCUCCAGACGCUGCAGAAGCAGACCUCCUUGGAUGGCGCCGUGCGGGACCGCCAUCAGGCCGAGAUCCUCGUCCAGGUGGAGGCCAGUCAACAGAUGCUCGACACCUUCCUGCAGGAGGAGCUGCAGCGCGACGUUCCCACAGGCCAGACGCCUCAGCGGCGGGAGUUUGUCUAUCCCCGCCAGGUGGCCAAGAAGUGGAGCCACGCCGAGCUGGAGAGUCUGAGGAGGCAGCAGGAGGAGCUGAGGGCCGCCGCAAAGGAGGAGGAGCUAGAAGACGAGGAGGAGGAUGACAAACACAGCCAGGACUCCCAGGGGGAGGAGCUAAGCAUCAGCAACGAAAGCAUGGCCACCGAGGGUUCCUUCGCCGACGAGAACCUGGUCUUCAACGAGAACAGCCGCGUUCCCUUCUUCAAGAUGCUUCCUGUGCAGCAAAAGACGGGCAGGAAGAAGAAGGCGAAGGCGCUCAGCAGGAACAAAGCGUGUGACGAUGACGCCAUGUCGACCCCGCUGAAGUCCAAACUUCCUCUGCGCUGUCAAAACUAAACAUUUCUUCUGUCUUUCAACCUCAUUGGCUUAUUUUACCAUUUCAUAUUUUAACAGUCUUUGUUCCAUUUUUAUCUGUGUGAAAUAAAUAAAUGAAUGUUGAUUACGUCA
Molecule: messenger RNA, 3442 nt
Organism: Entelurus aequoreus (snake pipefish)
Lineage: Eukaryota; Metazoa; Chordata; Actinopteri; Syngnathiformes; Syngnathidae
Gene: kif11
Product: kinesin family member 11
Exons: 27
Coding region: 185-3331 (1048 amino acids)
Biological process (GO): microtubule-based movement; mitotic spindle assembly
Cellular component (GO): nucleus; spindle microtubule
Molecular function (GO): ATP binding; microtubule binding; plus-end-directed microtubule motor activity
Source: RefSeq, a predicted model, not a curated record